AUGUUCUCCGGGUGGUUCGCGGGGCUAAAGAGGGGCUUGGCCGCGCCCGCCGGAAGGGUCGUGCGGCUGCUCCGGCCGUCUCUGCCCAGAGGUCUGCGGCUGAGUGCACCGCGGAGAGUGCCAGAACUCAGUAGCUUUGUUGCCCGGACCAACACGUGUGGAGAGUUGCGUUCUUCGCACGUAGGUCAAGAAGUCACCUUGUGUGGAUGGAUUCAGUACCGAAGGCAAAACAUCUUCCUGGUGUUAAGAGAUUUCCAGGGGCUUGUUCAAGUUCUCAUUCCUCAGGAUGAGUCCGCUGCUUCCGUGAAGAAGAUUUUAUGUGAAGCCCCCGUGGAAUCUGUGGUGCAAGUGUCUGGGAUAGUGGUUUCCCGGCCUCCAGGACAAGAGAACCCAAAAAUGCCGACAGGUGAGAUUGAAGUUAAGGUUAAAACAGCUGAACUUCUGAAUCCGUGCAAGAAGCUGCCCUUUGAAGUUAAGGACUUUAUGAAGAAAACAGAGGCUCUUCGUUUGCAGUAUCGCUACUUGGACUUGCGCAGUUUCCAAAUGCAGUACAACCUGCGGCUGAGGUCCCAGAUGGUCAUGAAGAUGCGGGAGUAUCUCUGUAACCUGCAUGGGUUUGUGGAUGUAGAAACACCGACACUGUUUAAGAGGACUCCAGGAGGUGCAAAAGAGUUUGUAGUACCAUCCAGGGAACCUGGAAAGUUCUAUUCUCUCCCUCAGAGUCCACAACAGUUUAAGCAGCUUCUGAUGGUUGGUGGUUUAGACAGAUAUUUUCAGGUUGCCAGAUGUUAUCGAGAUGAAGGCUCGAAGCCAGACAGACAGCCCGAGUUUACGCAGAUUGACAUAGAGAUGUCUUUUGUAGACCAGACCGGGAUCCGGAGUCUAAUUGAGGGUUUGCUCCAGCAUUCCUGGCCCAGGGACAAAGGGCCCGUGCAGGCGCCUUUUCCUGCUAUGGCUUUUGCUGAGGCUUUGGCCACCUAUGGAACUGAUAAACCCGACACUCGUUUUGGGAUGAAGAUUGUAGACAUCAGUGAUGUGUUCAGAAACACAGAGGUUGGAUUUCUUCAAGAUGCACUUAGUAAACCCCAAGGAACCGUCAAAGCCAUGUGCAUCCCUGAAGGAGCAAAAUACUUAAAAAGGAAAGAUAUUGAAUCGAUUAGGAAAUUUGCAGCUGACCAUUUUGAUCAGGAAGUCUUACCUGUGUUCCUGAAAGCCAAUAGGAACUGGAAUGCUCCGGUUGCUAAGCUUGUGAUGGAGGAGCAAGGACUGGGCCUGAUGAGACGAAUGGAGAACCAGGAGGAGGACAUGGUCCUGCUAACGGCCGGAGAGCACAAGAAAGCAUGCACUUUGCUGGGAAAACUCCGGCUGGAAUGUGCUGACCUUCUAGAAGCGAGAGGAGUGCUGCUCCGUGACCCAGCUCUGUUCUCUUUCCUUUGGGUGGUGGAUUUCCCACUCUUCCUUCCCAAGGAGGAAAACCCCGGGGAGCUGGAGGCAGCCCACCACCCGUUCACGGCUCCCCAUCCCAGUGACAUCCACCUUCUCCACACUGAGCCCGAAAAGGUCCGUAGCCAGCACUAUGACUUGGUUUUAAACGGCAGUGAGAUAGGAGGCGGUUCUGUCCGAAUUCACGAUGCACAGCUCCAGCGCUACAUCCUGGAAACAUUACUGAAGGAAGACGUGACAUUGCUCUCCCACCUGCUCCAGGCUUUAGAUCACGGGGCGCCCCCUCAUGGAGGAAUUGCCUUAGGGUUAGACAGACUGAUCUGCCUUGUCACUGGAGCGCCAAGCAUCAGAGAUGUCAUAGCCUUCCCAAAAUCCUUCCGGGGGCAAGACCUCAUGAGCAAUGCCCCAGAUUUUAUCCCUCCUGAGGAUCUGAAGCCCUAUCAUAUUCAGGUCUCCUGGCCAACAGACAAAGAAACGGAAAAGAACCCAUUGA
Messenger RNA from Pipistrellus nathusii (Nathusius's pipistrelle), 1936 nucleotides. The record is from the annotation of a GenBank genome assembly. NCBI's taxonomy places the organism in Eukaryota, Metazoa, Chordata, Mammalia, Chiroptera, Vespertilionidae.